Messenger RNA from Cyphellophora attinorum, 741 nucleotides. RefSeq lists its product as uncharacterized. The coding region runs from base 1 to 741 and encodes 246 amino acids. Lineage: Eukaryota; Fungi; Ascomycota; Eurotiomycetes; Chaetothyriales; Cyphellophoraceae. The record is from RefSeq and is a predicted model, not a curated record. The transcript has a single exon.
AUGAUUUGCGAAUCUGUUGGCCUCAUCUCUUUGGUUGGCGCACUCACAGGCCUCAUCUUCCGUGUGCAGGGAAACAUGCCCGCACCACACGCAGUGCUGGCGCCGUUCCCCUUCGUUACCCGCCUGGUCCAUUUGGCGACUAUUGCUGCAUUGAUCCUGUCCAUCCUGGCUGGCUCAGAUUUCUCCUCGACAAACUCCGCUAGCGAUAUCACUCAAGGUCGCCUGUUUAUCAAGGUCGCCAUCGGUCUCCUUACCGGCGUCUUCCUCGUAUCUGGCGGUCUCUCGGUCUUCACACGCACGCACCAGAUGGGUCACAUCACUGCACCCGGCGAAUCCCGCCUUGUCACAGUCUGCGUCAUUGCGAUCCCCUUCAUCGCUGUGCGCCUCGUCUACGGCUGGCUCGGCGCGUGCCUGAGCCAAGGCUCUAUCUUCGGCUUGUUCUCUGAUGACGCUGCCGCCACAGGCGUGCGCGCCGUCAUGCAGAUCGCUGUGGAGCUGAUUGUCGCGUGGCUGUUCCUAUGGGCCGGUCUCACGGUGCCGAAGAGUACGCGACCGCAUCAUCAUGGUGUUCUUCAGAAUGAUCGCUAUCCUGGUACCAUGCGCCAGACCAGAGGUGGCAGGACUGCAAUGCUCAGGCAGGGAUUCGCUCCGUUCAGUGGACACGCAAAUACUGUGGACCCUCAGCAGGAGCAAGGCGUUGUUGCAGAGACGAAGCCCGCGCAUAAUGUACAGGAGGUUUGA